Mobula hypostoma (lesser devil ray) is the source of this 2583-nucleotide messenger RNA. RefSeq names its product glucose-6-phosphatase catalytic subunit 1-like. Gene Ontology annotation, biological process: gluconeogenesis; glucose 6-phosphate metabolic process. NCBI's taxonomy places the organism in Eukaryota, Metazoa, Chordata, Chondrichthyes, Myliobatiformes, Myliobatidae. Gene Ontology annotation, cellular component: membrane. The record is from RefSeq and is a predicted model, not a curated record. The transcript is spliced from 5 exons. The coding region runs from base 71 to 1144 and encodes 357 amino acids. Gene Ontology annotation, molecular function: glucose-6-phosphatase activity.
CUCCUGGGAGAAAAAUCAAACACCGAACUGAAAGCUUAGAAAAGCUGCAGUAGCUACUGAGGCAAUAAAAAUGGAGGCUGGCAUGGACCUGCUCCACAGCUCUGGCGUGGAGAUGGUGCAGUAUCUCCAGGUGAACUACAGGGACUCCCAGAGCUGGUUCACUUUCAUCUCUGUCGCUGCCGACCUGAGAAACACUUUCUACGUUUUCUUCCCCAUCUGGUUCCACCUGUAUGAGGCAGUGGGCAUCAAACUCAUCUGGGUGGCCGUCAUCGGAGACUGGCUCAACCUCAUCUUUAAAUGGUUUUUAUUUGGACAUAGGCCCUACUGGUGGGUGCAUGAGACUACGCUUUACACUAACUCCUCUGUUCCAACACUGCAACAAUUUCCUUUAACCUGUGAAACCGGUCCAGGAAGUCCAUCUGGUCAUGCAAUGGGUUCAUCUGGUGUCUGGUAUGUGAUGAUCACUGCAUUCCUGACCUUUGGAUUACAGAAGAAGUUCACAGGCUUCCAAAAAUGGUGUCUCCAUGUUCUGCUGUGGGGUGUAUUUUGCAUGAUCCAGAUCUGUGUUUGCACAUCCAGGGUCUUUCUAGCUGCUCACUUCCCACACCAGGUUUUCACAGGAGUUAUUUCAGGAGUGGCUGUAGCUGAGGCGUUUGGCCGGAUUAAUGCAAUCUACAAUGCAAGCCUUAAGAAGUAUCUGCAGAUCACUCUCUUCCUGUUCUCCUUUGCUCUGGGUUUCUACCUGCUGUUGAAAGUGCUGGGAGUCGACCUGCUGUGGUCAGUGGAGAAAGCCCAGAGAUGGUGUGCCCGAGCCGAGUGGGUCCACAUUGACACCACUCCCUUCGCUGGGCUGGUCAGGAACAUGGGAGCCUUGUUUGGACUGGGAUUGGCUCUGAACUCAUCCAUUUACACCGAGAGCUGCAGGGGGAAGAGAGGCCAGCAGUUCUCCUUCAGAUUCAUCUGCAUUGUGGCCUCGUUGAUCACCCUGCACCUGUUUGACUCGGUGAAGCCUCCAACGCAGAGGGAAUUCCUGUUUUAUUUCCUGUCCUUCUGCAAAAGUGCCACGGUGCCUCUGGCAGCUGCAGCUUUUGUCCCGUUUUGUGUGUCACAGGUUGUACACAGACAGGAGGAGAAGGAACUAUAAGUGUUUUGCAAAGUUUGUAAAAAUGUUAUGAUUUCAUUGCACUGUUAGGUGUUUAUAACAUUGGAACUAUGCUCAAUGCUCCUCAGCAUCUGGAUAGAGAAAAGCAGAAGCAAGAAAGGGGAAGGGAGAGAAUAGGUGAAGAUGUGUUACUUUGAGAAAGUAGAAAGACAGACAGAUUGAGUAUGCAAAUAGUAGAGGGAAAUAGUGUGAAAUGGAGAAACCAGAAGGGCAGACAAAUAGGGAAAGAGUGAGAGACAUUAUUAAUUAGGACAGACAGAAAAGAGGCAGGCAGAAAGAGAGCAAGAAACUGUUAAAACAGCAAAAAUGUAGAUAAACUGGGAUAUAAAGAUAAAGAUUGUCAGGAAAGUAGGCAGCAUGAAACAGAGAGAGAACAGAGAGGUUUUCAUAUCAGUGUUUCAUACCAACUCACUUUCCAGAUGCUGAUGAACAUUCAAGUUUUAUCUUCUCAGUUUUUUUCUACUUCUACUUCAGAUUUUUUAGCAUUUGUUUUUUUUACUGGUUUCAAGAUAUUAUCCUGCAUUGUGUUGUUUUCUUGAUUUUAGGAUGCAAAAAUAUAAAAGUAAGCAGAGAAUCUUCUUUAACUUCGGAAAGUUUAAUUUUUUUGUGGUUAAAGUUUCUUCACAUGGUAGUUCACUGACCUAAUUUACUACAGUAGAUAAUUUUAUCUGUUCUGCAUUAUAUCAUAAGCCAGGUAUGUUCUUCCCUCUUAAACUAGUAUCUUGUAAAGCUGAGCUAUGGUGUUCUUACUGAUAGUCUAAUGAUAUAGCUGCAUGGGAUCAGCAGGUCUCUCUGUUUGCCCUGUAUCUUGCAAAUAACAUUAGUUCCUGACUUGUACACAGAGUAAUAAGAAAAGGUACAACAGUGUGCUGGUCUAGAGUUAAGUUAAAGACUAUAAAAUGGUACUGUGAACCAAAUUAAAAUCAGAGUACAUUGUGCAUACGGCUGUCAACCAAUGAAUUAGAUACAAGCUUUCUUUAGGUUGUCAGCAAAAUGUGGAUGAAUACAGGCUUUCUAUCUGUUAUAAAGAUUCCUUAUGCUGUAUGUUAAUACUUUGGAUGUUCUCUUUGCAUUCUCUUGUAUUUUAAUUCCAUUCAUCCAACGCAAAGGCACUGAACCUAGACUACGAUGACCACAUAAGCUGCUAACUGCAGCUCUUUCAACGUUACUCUAUGAUCGGUUGUCUGGGUGCCAUUCUACCACUAUGAUGGUGCUGAUCCAUGCAAUCUUCUAUUGUACAGAGUUCCAUGGCAAGUUUGAGCCAGAACUUCACCCGCAACAAGCAAGUCCUAUGUCAAUCUUUGCCUUCUAUUUGUUAUACUUGUAUAAAAGGCUCAGGGCACUUUCUUUGCAAAAGAAGUUUCAAAUUAUAUGUGAAUUAAUUUAAUUCUAAUAAAGUCACAGAAUGAUAUUUGUAUUCA